AAAUAACCAUGUCGUGAUCAUUUUUAGAUUUCUUUUAUAUUUUAAGUGCAAGUUUUUUAAACAAAAUGGCGACAAAGGUCGAAGAACCAUCAGAUACAAUCCUUAUAAGAAGGAAAACUUUCACCGAAGAAAAGUUUCAAGAUAAAUAUGAAUUGGAGCCAGUGUUGCCCAAAGAACUAACAUUGGAAAGAUUGAAACGGAAGUCGAAGGAAUAUUAUCACAAGAAGAAGGAGAAUCCGUGCAAAUCUACAAGGAAAUAUAUAGCAGGGUUGAUUCCUAUAUUCACAUGGUUAUCGCAUUACAAGCUACGAGCGUGGAUUGUUCCCGAUAUCAUAAGCGGUAUCACUGUUGGGGUUAUGCAAAUACCACAAGGUAUGUCUUACGCUCUACUAGCGGGACAACAUCCAAUAUAUGGAUUGUACACGGCCUUCUUCCCUGUUCUGUUGUACGCAGUGUUCGGAACGUCCAGACACACGUCUAUGGGAUCAUUCGCCAUCACCAGCCUUAUGUUAGGGUCGGCCGUCUCUAGCGCUGUACCAGAUCCUACAUUCAAUCAAACGACGCCCAAAGAUGAGCAAGAUAUUUUAUGGAAGGAAGUUUACGACGAACGAAUAUUGCUCGGAGCUGCAGCCGCUUUAAUAGGCGGAAUAUUCCUGCUCGGUCUAAGCAUUCUCAACCUCGGAAUUAUCGUAAUUUACCUCUCCGACCCGAUGGUCAGCGGCUUCACUUGCGGGAAUGCUGUGCAAGUGUUUGUGUCCCAACUUAAAGGACUUUUCGGGGUGUCAGCUGGAAGUUACUCUGGUCCAUUGAAUAUUAUUUGGGUCAUAAGAGACGUGAUUGUUAACCUAACAACCCUUGAUGCGGAGGGAAGGACACGGGUCUCAGCCACUGUCGUCAUUUCCGCUAUCUGCGUUAUAUUUUUACUCGGUGUGAAAGAAAUAAACGAGAGAUAUAAAAAGAAACUUCCCCUGGGGAUUCCCAUACCGGGGGAGAUUAUUGUGGUCAUAGUUGGCACAGGUGUUUCGUAUGGAGCGGAUUUGGCGGGAAAUUUCAACGUUGAUAUUAUAGGGGAUAUCCCUAGUGGACUCCCCGUUCCCAAACCACCACCCACAGACAAAUACUCCAUUGUUGUUGGAUACGCGAUACCGAUCGCCAUCAUCGGUUACGCCGUAGCUGUUUCAAUGGCCAAGAUAUUUGGAAACACCUUCGGUUACAAGAUAAGGCCGAACCAAGAACUUGUAGCAUACGGGCGUCACAAACAAUCCGUGAGUUCCUUCUUCUUCUGCUUUCCAGCUUUCCCAUCAAUGUCAAGGAGUUGCGUGCAGGUUGACAGCGGGGGCAAGACGCAGUUGGUAGCGAUACUAUCAGCGUUAUUGAUGCUUCUCGUUUUGCUUUGGAUCGGACCGGUGUUCGCUUCGAUACCAAACGCUUGCCUCGCUUCUAUCGUGGCUGUUGCGAUCAAGGGAAUGUUACGCAAAGCACGUGACCUCCCCCCCAUAUGGCGGAUCAGUAAGUUGGACGGAAUCACGUGGUUGUUGGCCAUGCUUGCUACCGUGUUCCUGGACGUUAUACUUGGGCUCCUGGUGGGGGUGUUGGUAUCGCUUCUAUGUGUUGUGUUUCGUACCCAGAUGGUGGCAGCAGAGAAACUAGCACACGUAGAUGACACUGAAGUUUACAGAAAAGCUGGAUCGUUUAAGAAACCGGUUGAAGAAGAUAAAGACAUCAUCGUGAUCGCGUUUCGAGGAGCGCUACACUUUGCUAACAAACAAUUCCUAGCAAAAUCGAUUAUGACGUCAAGUGGGAUCGACCCCGGGAUCGAGUUGUCGCGGAAAAAGAAAUUGGACGCGAUCAGGAAGAAAGCGAUGCAAGAAGAAGAAGAGAGUCUCGAAAGUGUGAGCGUCAUCGAAAAUGGGGGAACUACCAGCGUUGAAAUUACUAACGGUGGAAAUAUUAAUAGUGGGGUAAUGAUAGAGGGAAAUCCCCACGCUGAAGGCGUGUUGAACACAGUGGACGCGAUAGUUGAUGAACAAGACAAACCGAAACGCGUUAAAUGCAUCGUGUUGGAUUGUUCACAAAUAAGUUUUAUGGAUUGUCCGGGAGUGAAGUUUAUUAAUAAGACGUUCGAAGAUUAUCGCACCCUUGACGUCACAAUGCUACUGGCGAACGUCUGCAGUGAAGUUGCUCACGUGUUAAAGGUUGGAGGGUUCAUCGAAAAGUACGGUGAUGACGUCAUAUUCCUGUCGGUGCACGACGCGGUCACGUGGUGGCAGUCACGAGCAACACGUGACACAAUAUACGAUGAACAAUUCACUACGACAAGGAUGUAAAACAAACUCGUUGUACAAACGACAACAAUUCGUUCAAUCUUUUCUUCGUUUAAUUCAAAUCGUUCGCUUCAAAACUUGAUUUAAUAAACUCGAAUGCAGCUGUUGUGACGUUUUCUGUAAUACAAGGGUGAUUGUGACGUAUCAAUGCAAUAAACGAGGUUUAAUAAUAUAAACUGAAAAAUGUAAAACUUAUGAAAAGAGAAAACUAGUUGUCAUCUUAUUCGGGAAGCUAAAAUUAAAGAGCAAUAUUUGAAAAUAAACCAAAACAUCCAUGAGGUAUAGUAAGAGUAACGCAUAUCGGGAAUCCCCGUCACAAAAGUCCCCAUAUCGCCAUGGAAAGUCUCAGCUGGUCGAAAAAAGCUUUAAAUUUCACCAAGAAAUUAAACAACUUUAUCUAUUCGGAUACCUCACGUCAAUCAACCAUCCCCCUCACAGUAAGCGGGUUCAACGUGGGUUUGAUAAACCAAGAAGCUUUGGCUCAACUUGUUAAAUAUCCCGAUGUGUUCAGAGUGGUUGAGGGUUCCAGUGGAAAGAAGUUGAAACUGAGCGAUAAGUUUGAUGAUUAUGACGCAAGAACCUCCGCUGUUGAAGGAGUGUUGUUGGAUAUGAAAGAAAGGACCAGCCAUGUUUGUUUGGAGGGGUGGAGAGAUGAGACUUACGAAGUUUCAAUUGGGCCGAACCAUUCGUCGUUGUUUCGUGUUGAGAGGGCGGCAACGUCGAUGCUCGGGGUGAAAACUUACGGGUCGCACAUGAACGGAUAUGUCAGUCAUCCAAGCAGGGGGGUGUGUUUGUGGAUCGCUCGCAGGU
This is a messenger RNA of Ciona intestinalis (vase tunicate), 3134 nucleotides long. NCBI's taxonomy places the organism in Eukaryota, Metazoa, Chordata, Ascidiacea, Phlebobranchia, Cionidae. The record is from RefSeq and is a predicted model, not a curated record.